Lolium rigidum is the source of this 843-nucleotide messenger RNA. Its product is annotated as protein MAIN-LIKE 2-like. Bases 1 to 843 code for a protein of 280 amino acids. The record is from RefSeq and is a predicted model, not a curated record. The transcript is spliced from 3 exons. Lineage: Eukaryota; Viridiplantae; Streptophyta; Magnoliopsida; Poales; Poaceae.
AUGGAUACUUCCACUGAUAGUUUUGAUCGCACAGGGUUACCAUUCAAAGAAGAAACAGAUGACGAAUUAGGUGUAAGACAUGCAAGAAUGAAGUUGGCAUGCUCACCAACUAGAUUUGCAAACACCAUAAAAGGUUUCUCACCUGCCCACAUAACGGCCAUUGAAGGAAAAACCGGACUUGCAGGACUCCUAAAACUGCAGAACACGUCUCUACGACGUAUUAUGCCAGUGAGGAUUGCCAAGCGAUACAACAGAGAUAAGAAAACUAUUUGGAUCCGUGGUAAGGAUAUUCCUAUAACCGAAACGGACGUGGCCCAAAUAAUGGAUCUUCCGACACAAGGGGAGGAUAUCAACCUCCGCACAAAAGGAUCAGAAAACAUAGAAUUGUUUAAUGCUUACCAAUCAAACGGCAAACUUAUGGUGUCUGCCCUUGAGAAGCAGAUUAGAAGCUCCACAUAUCCUGAUGAUCACUUCAUUAGACAAUUUGUUUUGUAUGCCAUUGGCACUAUUUUAGCACCCUCAGCAAAUGACUAUGUGGAUCGCAAAUAUUUGACCCUUGUUGAGAAUGUGGCAGAUAUUCCCAGUUUUAACUGGGGGUGUUUCACACUCACUCACUUGUUGGAUUCCAUCCUAAAAUUUCAAUACCUAGAUCAAACUUCUCUUCAGGGAAAUUUACCCUUGCUGCAAGUUUGGUACUGGGAGCACCUCCGUGCUGGGGCGGCUUCUUAUGCUCCUAGACCACCUCCGCUGAUGGCGCGAUGGGAUGAAGCCAACGCAACCUUAAGAACGACGGCUUAUGCUCUUGGAGGACCAGAUCGAGGAGAUGUGCUAUUCUAUACAUAA